AUGAGAAUUCAUCCAACACCCAAGAACACAAACAUCAUGCUAUCCUACGACAUCGUUUCCGGUCUAUCAGAUGCCAGUUUACUCGACCGCCGUCAAAAGAAGCUCCGUAGACUCCCUCACAUAUUCGCCAAAGUUCUAGAACUUCCUUUCAACUCCGACACCGACGUCUUCGUAGAAGAAACUUCCGAUUCCUUCCGUUUCGUGGUCGGCGGCGCCGACAACACCGAUGUCGGCGACGACAUCACGGCCCAUCUAAUUGAGAUCUAUCAUGGAGUCACCAAGUUAGUGAUUACUGAUCAUAAUCGUACUUUUGAUAUAUCGGAAAAAGCGGCGGCGGCGAUCGGAGGAUUAAUGGAACUCGACAUGUGGCGAUUCCGGCUGCCGCCGUCAACUAGGCCGGAGCUGGCGACGGCGGAUUACAGUAAUGGAGAACUGGUUGUGAUAGUUCCUAAAGAUUCCGGUUCGAAUAAUAAUAUUGGAGAAGAACAAGUCUGGGCUGAAGGUGGAACCGGCCGGCUUGUUCUUGCACAGUAA
Molecule: messenger RNA, 534 nt
Organism: Impatiens glandulifera
Lineage: Eukaryota; Viridiplantae; Streptophyta; Magnoliopsida; Ericales; Balsaminaceae
Exons: 1
Coding region: 1-534 (177 amino acids)
Source: RefSeq, a predicted model, not a curated record